UCUCCGCCACCACAGCUUUGCCCCCACAAGAGGUUCUCCCCCACCACAGCUUUGCCCCCACAAGAGGUUCUCCGCCACCACAGCUUUGCCCCCACAAGAGGUUCUCCCCCGCUGCAGGCUUGCCCCCACCACAGGUUCACCCCAUGUCAGCCAUUGGCAAGCACUGGCGCAGAGCUCCCAGCCUGACAAGCAGCCCGGCUCCCGUCCGCAGGCCCCUCAAGCUGACCCUGCAGUGGUGUCGGAGGACAGCAAGAUCAACACACUGCUCUCCUACCUCAGCUGGGCUUGGCACUGGCCCCCAACGAGUGUAACAGCCCUCCAUGCAGCUGCCCCAGAAGAUGGAAGAGAAAAAAAUACUGUGUGACUGCUUUGAAGUGGAGAACCUUACCAGUUCCAGGGGGGAGAGGACUGAAGGUGAUGUGAAGACGUUUUGGACACAACUGGGAGGUAGAAGAGUAGACGUCAUAUUUGAGCAGGUGCAAAAUGUGCUGCUGUUGCUAAAGCAAAAGAUCAAGAAUGGAACUGCCACAAACCAAGAAUGCUGGCAGGCUUGGGCACUGGUGAAUGAAGCUAAUCUAGGUGAUCUCUUAACCUUGACAAAUGUAAGUGAUGUGUUUGACGGAGAUGGCAGACAGCAAACCAAACCCGGAUUUCAGCAUCUUACAGAUGACAACGCUGCAGACUCCGCACCAGGUUCUCACAGCAAAAAGGAGGAGAUGGAAAAAACAGGUUCCGGGAGUAAAGCAGCAUCUAGUAAAAUUCAAGAUUUACCUUUAAACCUGCAGUACCAGAACCACAAGUGCUCUAGUGCAUGUCUUGCCAACAGAGCAGCGGGUUCCUACAAGGGUGAAAAUCCUCUUAAGAUGCCAAUCCUGUUUGACUUUCAAAGACGCCAUGCAAAAGCAGACUGCCUUUCAAAAUCACUGGAUGUGAAUUAUAAAGCUCCUUGUGGUCGAAGUCUGAGAAGCUUUCAAGAUGUGCAAAAUUAUUUGUUUGAAACAGAAUGCAAUUUCUUAUUUGUUGAUCACUUCUCCUUCAACACAUACGUACUGUUGGGCCGGAACACCGUAAAUCCCGAACCCCUCGUGUUUGAUUUUGAUAUUAGCAAUGGAGCCGAGUCUGUGCCAGUUUCCUUCUGUAAUGAUCUUGACCGCGCAAGAUUACCUUAUUUCAAAUAUCGGAGGGCAUCGUGGCCACGCGGAUAUUAUCUCAACAAUUUCUCCACCAUGUUUGUUGAUUCAUGUGACUGCACAGAUGGCUGUAUUGAUAGGUCAAAAUGUGCAUGCCUACAGCUAACUGCAAGAGGCUGUAGUAAAAUUUCUCUAUCGCCCAGUAGUAAAACAUCCUGUGGAUACAGUUACAAAAGACUGGAGGGACCUGUUCCUAGUGGAAUUUAUGAGUGUAGUGUGUUGUGCAGGUGUGACAAGAUGAUGUGUCAGAACAGAGUUGUACAGCAUGGCAUUCAAGUCAGGUUGCAAGUGUUCAACACAGAGAAGAAAGGCUGGGGUGUCCGCUGCCUAGAUGAUAUCGACAAAGGGACGUUUGUUUGCACUUACUCAGGCAGAUUAAUGAGCAGAGCUGAAGUUCAAGUACUGGGAGAUGCUGGUCAAGAGCUGAAAGAGAAGAGUGCUGUGAAUGACAGAGGCCACGGCUUUUUUUCCAAAAAAAGAAAACUUGACAGUGAUUGUUCAGACUCUGUGAUUGAACUAGUGCAGACUGGCAAAAAUGACAUUUUUGAGAAGCAGGAAUCUUUGUCUCAGACUGUGGACAAUGAAAAUAAAUCAACCCUGGUUCAUCCAAGGAAUUUAAGUAUUGCAACUUCAAGAAGGCCUGGAACUAGAACAGUUGUUUUCCAUAAUCACCAUCUAAAAAUGGAAAUUGAUACACUGGUGCACAGUGCCAGCUCAGAUGAAGAUAAUAGUUCUCAGAUUCAUCAGUCAAGCAAAACAAAACUAACCAGUGGAACAAAGAAAGGAAAAGAAAAAUCCACUCAGCAGCGGAAGGAAGAACAUCUGAUGGAGGUUGGACAGACUGAGUCUGCUGACAUGAACAGUGCAGAAUGCAAAAGAAAGGGUCUGUCUCUGCAGGGUGUUGAUUGUGGCAAGUCAGGUGUGCUGGAUGAUACGUGUAUUGUGAAGCCAUCCAAAGAUGUACCACUAAAAGCUGACUGCAAAGAGGAAAAUCACAGGCAGUCAAAACAGGAUGCGUUUUGUGAGGAGGCUGACGGUGAUAGGACGCUUCUGAAGAAUGCUAAUGAAGAAAAUAUUUAUGUACUGGAUGCUACAAAAGAAGGAAAUGUGGGUCGUUUUCUUAAUCACAGCUGCUGCCCAAAUCUCUUCGCACAGAGUGUGUUUGUAGAAACUCACAACAGAAGUUUCCCGUGGGUGGCGUUCUUCACAAACAGGCAUGUGAAAGCUGGAACCGAGCUCACGUGGGAUUAUGGUUAUGAAGCUGGUAGCAUGCCAGAGACAGAGAUUUCCUGUCAGUGUGGAGUUCAGAAGUGCAGGAAAAAAACCUUAUAGGCAAAGCUUUCCUGCUGUCAACACAUCAUGUACGUGGAUAUAUAUAUGCUGAAAGGGACUACUACACGGUGAACAGUACACUUAAGUCUGUGGUGCUAAUUACAUUCCACUAAAAUGCCUUUCACCUGAUCGUUUUUUAAAUUUACAUUUAAAUGUUACUUUUUUAGUUUACAGAAUUAGAACUGUUUGUCAUAAGAACAUGCAUCAGACUUUUC
Messenger RNA from Haliaeetus leucocephalus (bald eagle), 2737 nucleotides. RefSeq names its product SET domain, bifurcated 2 (gene SETDB2). Lineage: Eukaryota; Metazoa; Chordata; Aves; Accipitriformes; Accipitridae. Gene Ontology annotation, molecular function: DNA binding; histone H3K9 methyltransferase activity; zinc ion binding. Gene Ontology annotation, cellular component: nucleus. Gene Ontology annotation, biological process: heterochromatin organization; negative regulation of gene expression. The transcript has 14 exons. The record is from RefSeq and is a predicted model, not a curated record. Bases 321 to 2522 code for a protein of 733 amino acids.